UAUAGGAAGCAUCAUACCCUCUCGGUACUCACUCUCGACAUUAAUGCGCGGUUCCAUACACGUAUUUACGGCAAAGUUAUCAAGUUGAACUUAAUUCAAAAGUAAUAUUUUUCUAAAUUUCUUUUUUGUUGUUGUUGGAGUGCGUAAUAGUGCAAAUGGAGAUGCUACUUACAUUUUCUUUAGUGCUCUUUUUAAUAGCGUUUCAGCAAUUAUUGGCGACAGAUCCAAUCGAAUUUCACGAAAUCUCUCCAGACAAACAUUUGAACCAGCAGAAAAGACGACUCUCACUGCAAAACACAGCGGAGAUCCAGCACUGUCUGGUGAAUGCUGGGGAUGUGGGCUGUGGCAUGUUCGAAUGCUUCAACAACAACUCGUGUGAAAUCCAAGGCCUACAUGACAUCUGUAUGACAUUUCUGCACAAUGCCGGCAAGUUUGACUCCCAGGGGAAGUCCUUCAUCAAGGAUGCCCUGAAGUGCAUGGCCCACGGCCUGAGGCACCGGUUCAGUUGUGUGAGCAGGAAGUGCCUGGCGGUGAACGAGAUGGUGUUCCAGCUGCAGAGAGAGUGCUACGUCAAACACAACCUUUGUUCUGCUGUCAGGGAGAACGUUAACGUCAUGGUGGAGAUGAUCCACUUCCAGGACCUCUUCCCCAAAGGGCCUCAUGUGGAGCUGGUGAACAUCCUGCUGGGCUGUGGCGAGGAGGUGAGGACGGCCAUAGCACGGAGAGUGAGGAUGCAGUGUGAGCAGAACUGGGGGGCCCUGUGUGGCAGCCUGAGCCUGUGCUCCCUGGGCCACUCAGAUGACCCCCAACACAUCACUGUCCCUCCCGCCACUCUGCAGGGCAGGACCACACUGCCCCCUGCUGGCCAGCUCUCCCUCCCCAACACCGAACAGGACCAACCAAGAACAGACCAGCUAGGAGACGAGGGGAGCCUUCACCCCUCUGAGAGACUCAGUCAGAAUCCCCUGGAUGAUGCCACAGACCCUGGGCUCGCUGUGCCCAGUCAAGCACCCGGUACUGCCGUCCAGGGGUGAAACGGAGCACAAGGUCCCUAGCCUGAACACACAACAGAUUAGCCCUAACCUCUGACCCAUGUUCCCCUCAAACAACCCCACUAGAUGACCUCUGACCCCUCCUUCCCCUCAGCAACCCCACUAGACUCCCUCUGACCCCUCCUUCCCCUCAAACAACCCCACUACAGACAACCUCUGACCCCCUUCCCCUCAGCAACCCCACUACAGAUGACCUCUGACCCCCUGAAACAACCCCACUAGACGACCUCUGGACCCUUCCCCUGAAACAGCCCCACUACAGACGACCUCUGUUGUAAACAAGGAAGAGUAAUGACCCUGUACCAUGCUUCUCCAUUCCUACUCUCCUAAAUGGUACAGGUGAAAGGGUAUGUUUGGUAAAAUGUAGAUUUGAGGCCUUGUUUUUCAGUUCCUUUGUUUUAAUUACAAGUGAUAUUCAAAACAUAUUUUAAAGUAACAUUUAUUUUAUUUGAUUCCUUUUAAAAGUAAAUCAUGGGCAUAUCAAACUUACAGUAAACAAUUUAUACAUAUCCAGAUAUCUAUUAGUUCAGUAAAGAUUUAAGAGCUUGUCACAGCAAGGACUCUAUUGGAGCUGGUUGGAAGUUGUCUUACACUUCUUCCCAAAAUUGUGUUUGCAAUAGUCUAGGUUUAGCUAGACACUGACUUGGUAUUACACGCUCAAAGUUAUGACUUUAUAGUUUGAUAAAAUAGGUUUUAAGGAGACAAUACACUUAAUGAAACCCACAUCUUGGAUGGCUGAAGUGCUCCAGGUCCUAUUUUCUAGGUAUUCAGAAGAUGAGUUAAAUUAGAAGUAAACGGUCUAUUGUGUUCUGUCAACUAGUUUCAAUACUGCAGUUUUAACUAAAUACUAGAGCUACUGUAAAUUAACUUGUGUAGCGCAUAGGUGCUUACGCAAGCUGUUAAUGUUUCUGCUGAAACUAUUUUAUUUGCAGUACAAAAGUGAAUCGUACAACUCAAUGUCACUUCAACUCUGCAAAGAGAAGUCCAUUACUGGCCCAUAUGAUGCAUUGAGUAAUCACACACAUCACAAGUAACAACUUGGCUGACAAGUGGCCCUUCUACCACAAUCAGGAAAGCUCAUUAAAAAAUCUCACAACCAUUAACUCUGCAACAUGGUAAUGCGCGUUCACUCAAAGGCAAACAUCAGGAAACCUCAGGUGUCAUAAAACAAUGAGACCCAUCAAAAUGUAUUAGUUAAAUGGAAUGUGAGUCUUAGACUGUUCUCACUGAGGCCUUCGCUAAUAUGGGUCUACUGCAUUGUACUUCAAUUUUUUUUUUACACAGGAUGACCACAGAAUGUCUUGUCAAACAUUUUCAAAUCUGACAGUUUGAAUGUUUUUACUACUUUUUGAUCCAAAUAGCUAGCUUGUUCUAUAGUAACCUCAUCAAUAGUACGCCAAGGAACCUACCUCGCCUCUCACCAGUCAUGCCAGCUCUAGAGAUGUUUAAUACUGGACACAUUCAGAGGACAUUGAACUGGUAUGAAUACAAGACACUCUGCUAUCUCACACAUUCAUUUUUUUUUUUUUUUACUAUCAUUUUGUACAGUUGGCUUGUAUGAUGUAGAUUUUCUUUUGGUAUGUCCAGUUGUGCAUGUGUAAGAUGAGCAUCAACUGCCCUCUACACAACUUCUGUCAGUACUGUCAGCUACAUGCAAUCAAGUGGAUGACUGCAUUCACAUAGACUCUGUACUUGAAAACAGCAACUUAUUUCUUAUGAAGUUUGUUUGUACUCUGAUUCAAUGUCUGUUAAAGUAUUUAACUUUUAUUUAUUUUGACUACUUUUCUUAAGCUAUGCAUUACCUUUUGUGUUAUUUGUGGUUUAGGGUUAGGCCUUGAUACAAGCAAACUACUUUUUUUUUUAUACAUUUCAUUUAUUUUGGACAUUAAACAUUUCUGAUACUUUGCCUUUUUAAAUCUAGGACAAUGCAUUGUAAUCAUUUUAUAAUCAUAUUGUUGAAUAAAAAAACUAACAAAUUCUA
Molecule: messenger RNA, 3033 nt
Organism: Salmo salar (Atlantic salmon)
Lineage: Eukaryota; Metazoa; Chordata; Actinopteri; Salmoniformes; Salmonidae
Gene: stc2b
Product: stanniocalcin 2b
Biological process (GO): intracellular calcium ion homeostasis
Cellular component (GO): extracellular region
Molecular function (GO): hormone activity
Source: RefSeq, a predicted model, not a curated record